CUUAUUAAAUAGUUAUCAUGGACACUGAGUUGUACGACGAGUUUGGUAAUUACAUUGGUCCAGAAAUAGACAGUGAUUCGGACUCUGAUGUUCUAUCAGAAAAUAACGAUGAAACAAACGUGAAUGUUGAAGAUGAGGGAACAGAUAGAAAUAUGAAUGGCAUGCUGGACUCUGGCCGUAAUGAUGACGAAGAUGUACCUACUGAUGCAGUCGUACUUCACGAGGAUAAGAGAUACUAUCCCUCUGCAGAAGAUGUAUAUGGACCAGACGUAGAAACUCUAGUUGAAGAAGAAGAUACUAUGCAAAUCACUGAACCGAUCAUUCAGCCGGUGAAAAACAGGAAAUUUGCGCAUUCGCUGAAGGAUCUUCCUAAAACCAAAUACAGCAUGGAGUUCUUGGCUGAUCUGAUGGACAAUGCAGAAUUGAUUCGGAAUGUUGCCAUUUGUGGACAUCUCUCUCACGGGAAGACGUCUUUUGUGGACAAUCUUGUGGAGGAGACACACGUGGAAUUGUUCAAGCCAGAAGGGGAGGGACUGCGCUUCACAGACACUCUCUUCAUAGAACAGGAGAGACAGCUCAGCAUCAAGGCCACUCCACUCACUUUAGUGCUGGGGGACAGCAGGCAGAAGAACUUCCUAGUCAACGUUGUUGACACUCCUGGUCACGUCAAUUUUGCCGACGAGGUGACUGCUUCGAUGCGUCUGAGUGACGGUGUAUGUGUUGUGAUUGACGCGGCCGAGGGAAUCAUGCUGAACACGGAGCGCAUCCUCGCACACGCAGUCUCUCAAUCACUCCCAGUUACGAUCAUAAUCAACAAAAUAGACAGAUUAAUAAUUGAGCUGAAACUUCCGCCUUCGGAUGCCUAUUUUAAAAUCAGACACAUUUUGGAGGAGGUGAAUGGACACUUGGGCACAUUCACUGAGGACAGAGAACCACAGACGAUAUCGCCUCUGCUAGGAAAUGUUGUUUUUGCCAGUUCGGAAUACGGUUUCUGCUUUUCUCUCUACUCGUUCGCUAAACUCUACCUGGAUUCCUACGGACAGGAUGCCUUCUCAGCUAAGGAGUUCGCUCUACGCUUGUGGGGCGACAUCUACUUCAACCAGAACACCCGUGCAUUCUCCCGCAAACCUCUUCCUGGGUGCAGUCGAACAUUCGUGCAAUUUAUCUUGGAACCUCUCUACAAAAUAUUCUCUCAGACAGUGGGAGAUGUGGAUUUGACUCUGCCGAAGACACUAGACGAAUUGGGUGUGCAUUUGACAAAGGAGGAGCUCAAGUUCAAUAUCAGAGUUCUUCUGAGAAUAGUCUGCCAACGCUUUUUUGGUUCGUUCGGAGCUUUCGUUGACAUGAUAGUUCAGCACGUACCUUCUCCGCUCAGAUCAGCAGCUCAAAAAAUCAACAAUAUCUACACGGGACCCAAGGACUCUGAUGUGGCCCAAUGUAUGUCCAGGUGUGAUGCAGAUGGAGCCCUUAUGGUGCAUACCACGAAGAUGUACAACAGUGACGACGGAGGCAGUGGCUUCUUGGUGCUAGGGAGAGUGAUGAGUGGGACUCUGAAGGCAGGUCAGCCAGUAAGAAUCCUAGGGGAGAACUACACUUUGCAGGACGAGGAAGACAGCCACGGGUGCCAAGUAGGGAGACUGUGGAUAUCAGAAGCCAGAUACAAGGUCGAAGUGAACAGAAUUCCAGCUGGCAACUGGGCAUUAAUAGAGGGCAUUGACGAGCCAAUUGUGAAAACGGCGACCAUAACGGCAGAUGACCAUACUAACGAGGGAGCACUCACGUUCAAACCACUCAAGUUUGAUACCAAGGCCGUCAUCAAGAUAGCAGUGGAGCCGGUGAACCCGAGUGAGCUCCCCAAAAUGCUGGACGGCUUACGGAAGGUGAACAAAAGUUACCCUCUAUUGUGUACUAAAGUGGAGGAGUCUGGAGAGCACAUCAUCCUCGGAACUGGCGAGUUAUACUUGGAUUGUGUGAUGCACGAUCUGCGCAAGAUGUACUCGGAGAUCGACAUCAAAGUGGCUGACCCGGCAGUUUCCUUUUGCGAGACUGUAGUGGAGACAUCCUCUCUCAAGUGCUUUGCCGAGACUCCCAACAAGCAGAACAAAUUGACAAUGAUCGCAGAGCCUUUAGAGAAAGGACUGGCAGAAGACCUGGAGAACGAAGUCAUCAGCAUCUCGUGGAACAGGAAGAAGCUGGGCGAGUUCUUCCAAUUCAAGUACGAUUGGGAUUUGCUGGCUGCCAGAUCCAUAUGGGCUUUUGGUCCGGAUGUUGCAGGACCGAAUAUUCUAGUGGAUGACACGCUGCCUUCCGAAGUUGACAAAGGCCUUCUUAAUUCAAUUAAAGACAGUGUGGUGCAAGGUUUUCAGUGGGGCACUAGAGAGGGACCACUGUGUGAUGAGCCGAUACGAAAUGUGAAGAUGAAGAUGUUGGACGCCUCGAUCAGUGAUGACCCCAUCCAGCGUGGAGGUGGCCAGAUCAUCCCCACGUCUCGCAGAGUGGCCUACAGUGCAUUCCUCAUGGCCACUCCUAGACUCAUGGAACCCUACUACUUCGUAGAAGUAUUAGCCCCUGCCGACUGUGUAUCAUCUGUGUACACUGUACUGGCUAAACGACGAGGACACGUCACUCACGAUGCUCCAGUUCCAGGAUCACCGCAGUACACCAUUAAAGCAUUCUUACCCGCAAUAGACUCGUUUGGAUUCGAAACAGAUCUCAGGACCCACACUCAAGGCCAGGCUUUCUGUGUGUCAGUGUUCCACCACUGGCAGAUAGUGCCCGGAGACCCUCUGGACAAAUCGAUAGUGAUCAGACCACUGGAAGCUCAACCGGCAACUCACUUGGCCCGCGAGUUCAUGAUUAAAACCAGACGACGUAAAGGCCUCAGUGAAGACGUAUCAAUUAAUAAGUUUUUCGACGACCCUAUGUUGCUGGAGCUCACGAGGCAAGAUGUAGCAUUUGGUUACGUGGGAUAAACUGUAAUGAUCUCAAAAACUUUCUUCUUGAAAUUCAGUUGAAUGUGAUUAAAUGUGUUUUGUUUUGUUAUAGCUUCGCUGAUUUAAUUUACAGCAAUGUGAUAAAUAGACAAUUACACGAGUAA
Symsagittifera roscoffensis is the source of this 3097-nucleotide messenger RNA. Its product is annotated as 116 kDa U5 small nuclear ribonucleoprotein component-like. Gene Ontology annotation, cellular component: cytosol; U2-type catalytic step 2 spliceosome; U4/U6 x U5 tri-snRNP complex. Gene Ontology annotation, molecular function: GTP binding; GTPase activity; U5 snRNA binding. Bases 18 to 2972 code for a protein of 984 amino acids. Gene Ontology annotation, biological process: mRNA splicing, via spliceosome. The record is from RefSeq and is a predicted model, not a curated record. The transcript is spliced from 12 exons. NCBI's taxonomy places the organism in Eukaryota, Metazoa, Xenacoelomorpha, Acoela, Convolutidae.